This is a messenger RNA of Coregonus sp. 'balchen', 22404 nucleotides long. NCBI's taxonomy places the organism in Eukaryota, Metazoa, Chordata, Actinopteri, Salmoniformes, Salmonidae. The record is from the annotation of a GenBank genome assembly.
AUGGAGCCUUCACCGGCAAAGGGGAAACUGCAGGGUCGCCUAUUGGUGUCCACGACCCUGGACGCAAAAGAUGAGCUGGAGGAGGUAGGGUUACUAUAUCGCCUAUUCUCAAGAAGCUUUGCUACACCAUACGAACAGCUGUUCAACCAUACAGCACGUUAAAAAAACAUUCACUACAAAGACACGGAACCAUUUUACAGAAUAGCCUGCAUGUUGCUAGCUAGCUAUCAUUCAGCAAGUUUGGUUCCUAUUAUCAAAUGCAUUUUAUAGCCUAGCAUGUGUAGGUUUGCAGUAUGUAUUUUCGCUCUGUUGACGUGGGUUUAAAUAAUGGGGAAUCCAGCAUAAUUUAGCGUAGCAUUUAGCAUGCUAUUUUGGUAAACAUGGAUGAGACACGAGCCCAUGCACAUGCGCAAAGCUCAUCAUACACAUGUCAAUAAAGUAUAUUUUCUGACUACCCUUGUCAUUUUACAUUUUAGUCAUUUAGCAGACGCUCUCAUCCAGAGCGACCCACAGUUAGUGAGUGCAUACAUCUUUUACAUUUUCUUUUACAUUUUUUUAUGUCGUGACCCUUCCCCUAAAAAAAUCAAGAGCCUAACCCCCACACCCAGAUGGCUAAGGCAUUUUCAUAUAGUAUGUAGCUAGCUCAGUUGACAGUGAUAAUCGUUCUAUUGUUGUUUGUGUGCAGUCUUUGUGUGUUUUGUGUGUGUAUGAUUUAUCUGACUGUUGUUGUUCCCAUGUGUGUGAGUGUGCUGUGUUGCUCUUUGUGUAGCAUUUUGUGUGUGUCUUUUGUCUGUAUGCCCACAUUAUGUGAAUUGUGAACGAUUAUGCCUAUCUAUUCUUGUGGGUGUCUAUCUCUAUCUGUCUUUGUGGUUAACUUUCCUUUUGUUUUUGUGUUCAUUAGCGGUUGGAGAGGUGUGUGGGGAUCGUCACUUCAUUGACAAACGGCCUGUCGGAGCGCGAAGCCAACGAUGCCAUCACAGCAAAUGUGAGUCCCUUGCCCUCUCACUAAUAGUCCACCACCAUGGGAUGGGACUCUACAUACUAGAAUAUGCAGAUGAGAUGUAGCUACUUACAUAUUUUUGUUGAGCCUUAGGAUCUACAUUACAUUAGAUGUAUAGAAUAGGAUUGCAUUGAAUGUGACUAUGGUCAGAGUAAUCAGAGUAGGCUUAGCAAUUGAUCUGUACUCAUACACAUUUCUGCAAUGCCAUUUGUAAAUGUUAGUACUCAAAGGAUGGGAUACAUAUGCUACAUAAGCCUAUUGAGAAGUGUACGAUUAUGUACAGUAUGCUACCUGUAGGCUAGGCGGGUCGUUCCACCUCAAAAAGCACAAGAAUUUCGACACCCACCAUCUCAGAUACUUCUGAAAUUGUUUCUGUAGUUAGUAACAGAUGCAAUUAGCAUUCCUGAAACAUUAUUUUGCUGAAAUAUAAUUUGAUCUCUGAGAAAUUAAGCACCCAAAUAACCAAUUUUAAUUUAUAGGAUUCAGAUAAUAUUCAAUAAAUAUAGUAUCCAACAACGGUUUUGGACCAAACUACCAAUGAGUAAGACAUGAGGAAUAGUUUUAUUGUUGUUGUCAAAAGCCACCCACGGACCCCCCGCACACUAUGCCAAUCCCACCCCAACAACCAGUAUACAGUAUCAGUUUUCUGUUUGACAAGCAGUAUGAAGCUAUGGCUUGGAGUAGGCCUAUUGCUUCUCCAUACUAUGUAAUGUGUUCCCAAUGAGUCUGGUGAUGCUUCAUUUCCCCUGUUCAGAGAAAUUAGUAAUUGAAGUCGCUUGCAUUAUUUACCGUAAAGUAGUUUGAAAGUACCAGAUUUAGACCACUAGAUGCCGCUGUUCCUGCUAUAGAGCCGCACUCUUUUAUCAAUUGUGCUGGUCUCUUGUGUUUAUUAAAUAGAUCACAACAUUUCCUUUGCAACUCUGGGUAGAAAACCAAUAGAUUUGUCUCAUUAUGAAAAUAAAUUGUGUGGUCAUCCUCACAAUUCAAGCCAGUCCUCCAUGAAAGCAAUUCAGUUUGCCCUAAUAGCAACCUAAUGCUUCAACCCAACUCUCCUUGAAUAGUCCAACAAGUGACUGCUCUCUGAGAGGGCUAUCCCUAUGCAAUUGUCAUAUGAAGACUUCUCCUACAAGCCCAAACUUUGAUGGAGAAAUGGGCUAGGGACUAAAAUGUAGUGACAACCCUAAUCAAAUAAUUAAUUGCAUGGCAGUCUUGUGUUUUUCAAUAAAGUUAUUAGGAAACAGCUCUAUAUGUAUUGUGAAUUGUGACAUUUACUAUUAAACCCAGCACAACCUAAUACCAUUACAAUUGCAAAACACUAUACAUUUAUCUUAAUUUCUCAGAGAUAAAAUUACAUUUCAACAAAAUAAUGCUUCAGGAAUGCCAAUCUUACCUGUUUUCUAACUACAGAAACAAUUUCAGAACAAUCUGAGAUGGUGGGUGUCAUGGCAUGCUGAAAUGACAUGGAUUUUAAUAUGUUGAAUUUAAUAGGUUCAAGUUACAUGAAGCCCUAAUAUGGCUAAAACCUCCCAACACCAUGAUAAUGGAGGCUACAGCCAUAUCAAUUAACAUUUUAUUCGUCACAUGCUUCGUUAACAAGAGGUGUAGACUAACAGUGAAAUGCUUACUUACGGCUCCUUCCCAACAAUGCAGAGAGCGAGAGCUCAAUAAUAGAAAGAUAAUAACACGUAAUAAUAAAUACACAAUGAGUAAGGAUAACUUGGUCAGGGCUAGGUUACAUGGUACGAUACAUUGUCAUCAUCUCCUCCUCCUCCUCUAGGUGUGUAAGGGCCCCCAGCAGCACGAGGAGGUGUGUCUGGGACUCUUCGCUCUGCUGCUCACAGAACCCCCGCAGGCACAGAGGGUAAGGCUUCGUUACUACCGUAUACAUGAUCAUUAUCAUACUUCAUAUCAUUAUCAUACACCUUAUCAUUUCAUAUGAUCAUUAGGGUUGCCAAGUCAGACGGAGCUCAUUUCAGUAGAUUCAACAUUUUCACAUCUUAGUCUGUAAUUUCGUUAUGGCGUUUUCAAAAAUACCCUGGAAUAGUUUUACUGUUCGCCGGGAGUCAAAAGCCAAUUCUGGGAGACUCCAGGUCAAACCAGGAAGGUCGGAAAGCUCUCAUGAUCAUGGCACCAUUGAUUGCAUUCACUAUACACACACCAAUAUUUAUACACACCUCACAUGGUUUGAAUUAGAUUACAUAGUGACUCUUGUGAGUGCACUAAAAAUAGUGUGCUGUUAUCAACACCCUAAUACCUUGAAUACUUUAGGCUACAUGAUCUAUGAAUGGAAUUAUAGACUCAUACUCUGCAACCCAAUCUAUACAUCACAUACACUGCAAACACUUCACAAAUGUUCAUGCUAUACUCUGAAGCCUCACUGUCCUUGUCAAUAUUUACACUUUUCGCAUUUAUGGCUUUCACACAACAAACAUCACACACAGACACACAGUACAUACACUCAUAUGUAUUACACAUACUCACACAACACUAUAAAUACACACACUGCAGCCUCCUAAACCACUUUGUGUGAUUACCAGUAUCACACACACUCGAUACACAUCUCACUUCCUCUAACACCACUAUGAUAUAUAUAUAUAUAUAUACAGUGGGGAGAACAAGUAUUUGAUACACUGCCGAUUUUGCAGGUUUUCCUACUUACAAAGCAUGUAGAGGUCUGACAUUUUUAUCAUAGGUACACUUCAACUGUGAGAGACGGAAUCUAAAACAAAAAUCCAGAAAAUCACAUUGUAUGAUUUUUAAGUAAUUCAUUUGCAUUUUAUUGCAUGACAUAAGUAUUUGAUACAUCAGAAAAGCAUAACUUAAUAUUUGGUACAGAAACCUUUGUUUGCAAUUACAGAGAUCAAACGUUUCCUGUAGGUCUUGACCAUGUUUGCACACACUGCAGCAGGGAUUUUGGCCCACUCCUCCAUACAGACCUUCUCCAGAUCCUUCAGGUUUCGGGGCUGUCGCUGGGCAAUACGGACUUUCAGCUCCCUCCAAAGGUUUUCUAUUGGGUUUAGGUCUGGAGACUGGCUAGGCCACUCCAGGACCUUGAGAUGCUUCUUAUGGAGCCACUCCUUCGUUGCCCGGGCGGUGUGUUUGGGAUCAUUGUCAUGCUGAAAGACCCAGCCACGUUUCAUCUUCAAUGCCCUUGCUGAUUUCACUCAAAAUCUCACGAUACAUGGCCCCAUUCAUUCUUUCCUUUACACGGAUCAGUCGUCCUGGUCCCUUUGCAGAAAAACAGCCCCAAAGCAUGAUGUUUCCACCCCCAUGCUUCACAGUAGGUAUGGUGUUCUUUGGAUGCAACUCAGCAUUCUUUGUCCUCCAAACACGACGAGUUGAGUUUUUACCAAAAAGUUCUAUUUUGGUUUCAUCUGACCAUAUGACAUUCUCCCAAUCCUCUUCUGGAUCAUCCAAAUGCACUCUAGCAAACUUCAGACGGGCCUGGACAUGUACUGGCUUAAGCAGGGGGACACGUCUGGCACUGCAGGAUUUGAGUCCCUGGCGGCGUAGUGUGUUACUGAUGGUAGGCUUUGUUACUUUGGUCCCAGCUCUCUGCAGGUCAUUCACUAGGUCCCCCCGUGUGGUUCUGGGAUUUUUGCUCACCGUUCUUGUGAUCAUUUUGACCCCACGGGGUGAGAUCUUGCGUGGAGCCCCAGAUCGAGGGAGAUUAUCAGUGGUCUUGUAUGUCUUCCAUUUCCUAAUAAUUGCUCCCACAGUUGAUUUCUUCAAACCAAGCUGCUUACCUAUUGCAGAUUCAGUCUUCCCAGCCAAGUGUAGGUCUAACAAUUUUGUUUCUGGUGUCCUUUGACAGCUCUUUGGUCUUGGCCAUAGUGGAGUUUGGAGUGUGACUGUUUGAGGUUGUGGACAGGUGUCUUUUAUACUGAUAACAAGUUCAAACAGGUGCCAUUAAUACAGGUAACGAGUGGAGGACAGAGGAGCCUCUUAAAGAAGAAGUUACAGGUCUGUGAGAGCCAGAAAUCUUGCUUGUUUGUAGGUGACCAAAUACUUAUUUUCCACCAUAAUUCCACCAUAAUUUGCAAAUAAAUUCAUAAAAAAUCCUACAAUGUGAUUUUCUGGAUUUUCUUUCCUCAAUUUGUCUGUCAUAGUUGAAGUGUACCUAUGAUGAAAAUUACAGGCCUCUCUCAUCUUUUUAAGUGGGAGAACUUGCACAAUUGGUGGCCAAAAUACCAGCAACAGUGUGUGAAAACCUUGUGAAGACUUACAGAAAACCUGUGUCAUUGCCAACAAAGGGUAUAUAACAAAGUAUUGAGAAACUUUUGUUAUUGACCAAAUACUUAUUUUCCACCAUAAUUUGCAAAUAAAUUCAUAAAAAAUCCUACAAUGUGAUUUUCAGGAUUUUUUUCCCUCAUUUUGUCUGUCAUAGUUGACGUGUACCUAUGAUGAAAAUUACAGGCCUCUCUCAUCUUUGUAAGUGGGAGAACUUGCACAAUUGGUGGCUGACUAAAUACUUUUUUCCCCCACUGUAUACACACACACACACAGUUGAAGUCGAAGUUUACAUACACCUUAUACUUUUGCUACUCUACUCUCCACAGUGCUACAGAGACCUGACCCUGGUGAAUAGGGACGGCAUGAACGUGAUCCUGAUCAAGAUCAACCAGAUCCUCAUGGAGAAGUUCCUCAAGCUGCAGGACGUCUGCCGCACACAGGUAAACCGUUUGUCUCUGUGUAGAAAAGGAAGAAACAGUUUCUGUGCUCUCAAUUCGCUUUAUUGACACAAAAUACACAUGUAGAUUUGAUGUUUUCUAAUGAGUAAGUGAUUGACUAUUGAUCUCCCCCUCUCUCUCCCACCAGUUGGUGUGGUUGGUGAGGGAGCUGGUGAAGAGUGGCGUGAUUGGAGCGGACGGCGUCCUCAUGACCCUUAUGAAGCAGAUCGCAGGUUGGUCCAAUCACCAUGUGUACUGUUGGUUUCACUGUUUUGAGAUGCAGAGCAAAUCUUUCUGCCAAUGCACAAAGUAGUAUCUUGUUUCAACAUUGCUCGCAUGCCUAAAUUGUGACAAGACAAAAUGGCUUCCUCACCUUUUGUCUAUUAUGUCUCUGCGUUGGUUUGCUUGAUUGAGCAUCUCUGUGGCUUUUUUCUGUGUCCAGGAGGAGACAUCACCAAUAAGAACCUGUGGCUGGCUGAGAACGUACUGGACAUACUGGUGGAUCAAAGGUGUGUUGGAGAGCGGAGUUGGAUCAACAGGAAACACUCUUUCACUCCAGUAUUGUCAUGCAAUAAAAGUCAAACUGGUUCAUAAGGCAAAAACAUAUCACACACACUUAUAGGCUCAUAACACAUGAGAAGGGCUUACCAAUAAAAACUUCCAAAAUGACUAAUUCGAGGCAGAAAAUAGUUGGAGCACUCAACAAAAAAGGCAGAGAUUGAUUUCUGUUGAGUGCUCCAACUCUUUUCUGCUUCGAAUUAGUCCUUUUGGAAGUUUUUCUUGUUAAGCCCUUCUCAUUCUUGGUAAGCCCUUCUCAUUCUUGGGAAGCCCUUCUCAUUCUUGGGAAGCCCUUCUCAUUCUUGGGAAGCCCUUCUCAUUCUUGGGAAGCCCUUCUCAUUCUUGGGAAGCCCUUCUCAUUCUUGUUGUUAUUCAGCACCCUUUUUUCCGCUGAACACACACUGUGGAAUUUUGGACUAAUUUGGUUUAGCAUACAACAAUCUUUCUACAAGAACUACAAUAAUCUCAAUCUCUUUUUUUCCUCAGGGAGUGGGUGCUGAAGAGUGGCAUGCUGAUAGCCAUGUCAGUGUACACCUACCUGCGCCUCAUCGUGGACCACGGCACCCCGGCGCAGCUGGUCCUCAGACAGAAGGAGGUGGACUUCUGUAUCGGCCUGCUCCGAGAGAAGGUGAGGGAGGAGAGGAAUGAAGGAGGGAGUGAUGUAAUGAGAUCAGUGAGGUAAGGAGAAAAGCAAUAUAGUGAGUAAGGGAAUGAGGGAGGAGAACAUUUCAAGGUUGGAAGGAGGGAGGGAAAAGAGGGUGGAGUAUAGUUUAGCUAAACCCCUUGGGGGAGCGAAGAUGCUUAUGGAGUCUAGAGGAAAGGAGGACCGAUGUGGAAGAAGAUUUGUGUCAUAUUGUAUAUGUCCAAGAACACAGACUAAGUUAUUAUACCGUAUCUAGGUUUGACAAGGAGGAAUUUCCACACAGCAAUUAAAUAAUUGAAUGUGUAAUGACAUAUUCCCCUCUCUCUCUCUUCUACCCUCAUCCCUGUCUAGUUUAUGGAGUGUUUUAUCAUUGGGAGAGACCUGGUGCGUCUGCUGCAGAUUGUGGCCCGUAUACCAGAGAUGGAGCUACUGUGGAAAGAUCUGCUCCACAACCCCCAGGCCCUGAGCCCUCAGUUCACUGGUAAGGGUAAGAGAGUGUCGCUCAGUACGGGUGUGUGGGGGGGUGUGAGAGACUCGUGGCUCAGCUCUAAUCCUGUCUCUUUCUCUCGAUCUGGUUCUAUAGGCUUGCUGCAGCUCCUGACCGCUCGCACAUCCCGAAAGUUCCUGGCUUGUCGCCUCACACCAGACAUGGAGACCAAACUGCUCUUCAUGACCUCCAGGGUAAACACACACACACUACAACACUUCUCAGGACAGUACAAACACAUGUAUAGUACAUGCAUAUACACAUUUCCUUAUGACUAUCCUCUCCCUCUCUCUGUAGGUGCGUUUUGGCCAGCAGAAGCGCUACCAAGACUGGUUCCAGAGACAGUACCUGUCCACGGCAGAGAGCCAGUCGCUGCGCUGCGACCUGAUUCGCUACAUCUGCGGCGUUGUGCACCCGUCCAAUGAGGUGCUGAGCUCCGACAUUCUACCCCGCUGGGCUAUCAUUGGCUGGCUGCUCACCACCUGCACGGUAAGGGGUGGGGCAAAGAUGGAUUAUACUUUUAAGGCACUUUAAUGCAAAGAUGGAUAACGCUUUAUUUUAUACUAACAAUGAUUUCCUGUCUAAUGUUAAUUAGGUAGACAAUAAAACUUUUUUAUUUGAAUUUACCUAGUAUUUACAGCUAUUUACCUGGACGUUACCCAUAAAGAACAUGGUAAAAUAGUAAGUACAUUGUAAUAAAUACAUUUGUAUUACUUCAGUCUAACGUGGCGGCCUCCAACGCCAAGCUGGCCCUGUUCUACGACUGGCUCUUCUUCAGCCCAGAGAAGGACAGCAUCAUGAACAUAGGUAAGACGGUGGGACGGAAAACAAUACAUGUAUCUCUUCAUUACAUUUAUUUGAGUCAUUUAGCAGACUCUCUUAUCCAGAGCGACUUACAGCAGUGAGUGUAUACAUUUUCAUACAUUUUUUUCAUACUGUGUAGAGUAAGGGGCCAAUGUGUUCAACCAAAUGUAUAGAAGUAGGCAACAAAAAAAAUCAGGUGCUGGGUUAGUGGUAUAUUAGAAUAAUGGAAACAGAGGUUACAAGAUGGACGCUUUUCUGCUAUCACUUUCUCUAUCUGCCACAGUAUGCACUGUUUUCUCUUCCCCUUUCUGUUUUCAUGGUUUACCCAUCCAUUUUCUCUUCCCCCCUCCCUCUCUCAGAGCCUGCCAUCUUAGUGAUGCAUCACUCCAUGAAGCCUCAUCCAGCCAUCACUGCCACCCUACUGGACUUCAUGUGUCGGGUGAGUGAAGGCACACAUUACACAAUGGAGCUCAUUCAUAUCACUUAGCUAUGGUGAAUUUGCCACAUUUCUUUUGCUAUUCAAAGUGGAAUAUACUUUAUUGCUCAGUGAGUUAGCAGAGCAUUAGAGAGUGAAUAGAUGUUUUUAUAUUACGUGCAGUAUUCACCUGUUUGGUAGUAAAUGUACAGCAGUGGGGAAGUUAAAUGAUAACUUUAAUUGGUGUUAGUUGUGCCAUGCUUUAGAGAAGUUGUUAGUUGUGUGGUAUUCUGGCCUUCUGUCCGAUGUUUGACUCAUCUCUUCGUUUGACUCCUUCUUGCCUUCAAUUGAUCCUACUGUUUUUCUCUCUUUUCUCCACCUGCCCCCCUCUUUCUCCCUCACAGAUCAUCCCUCACUUUUUCCCCCCUCUGGAGGGGCAGGUGCGGCAGGGUGUCUUCAACUCUCUCACCUUCAUCAUGGAGAAAAGAGUGCUGGCGUGAGUCUCUCUCACACACACACACACACACACAUACAUGCACACACCACCGCCAUCAUGGGAUAUAUAUGACCAUGGACCUUGUCACAGAUAUGCAUAAAGAAAUAAACAAAUGAACAUUUAUAUUUAAAUUGAAUCUACAUUUUUGAUCCAAUUAUUUUGGUAUCGUCAGUGAUUUAGUUAUUUUAUUGCAUUUUAUGUCAGUGGAUCUUCAUCAGCCUUAUUGUAACCGCCUAUAUGUCUGUCUGUCUGUCUUUCCCUCCCUCAGUCACCUAGCCCCUCUGUUUGACAACCCCAAAUUGGACCGGGAGCUGCGCUCCAUGCUGAGGGAACGCUUCCCAGAGUUCUGCAGUUCCCCCUCACCCCCCACCGAGGGAAGGGAUGAAGGUACAAAUGAAAGUAAUUCAACUUUAAUUUAUUAACAUGAAUGAAUGAAUGAAUGAAUGGACCACAAUGGAAAUAAGCUGUUAAGCUUUAUUGUGUUAUCCUUGAUGAUUUUCUCAAAUUGUAUGUGGAGGCGUCACUGGCUGGAGCGCCCUUAUGUAUGUACAGUUGAAGUCGGAAGUUUACAUACACCUUAGCCAAAUACAUUUAAACUCAGUUUUUCACAAUUCCUCACAUUUAAUCCUAGUAAAAAUUCCCUGUCUUAGGUCAGUUAGGAUCACCCCUUUAUUUUAAGAAUGUGAAAUGUCAGAAUAAUAGUAGAGAGAAUUAUUUAUUUCAGCUUUUAUUUCUUUCAUCACAUUCCCAGUGGGUCAGAAGUUUACUUACACUCCAUUAGUAUUUGGUAGCAUUGCCUUUAAAUUGUUUAACUUGGGUCAAACGUUUCGGGUAGCCUUCCACAAGCUUCCCACAAUAAGUUGGGUGAAUUUUGGCCCAUUCCUCCUGACUGAGCUGGUGUAACUGAGUCAGGUUUGAAGUCCUCCUUGCUCGCACACGCUUUUUCAGGUCUGCCCACAAACUUUCUAUAGGAUUGAGGUCAGGGCUUUGUGAUGGCCACUCCAAUACCUUGACUUUGUUGUCCUUAAGCCAUUUUGGCACAACUUUGGAAGUAUGCUUGGGGUCAUUGUCCAUUUGGAAGAACAAUUUGCGACCAAGCUUUAACUUCCUGACUGAUGUCUUGAUGUUGCUUCAAUAUAUCCACAUAAUUUUCCUUCCUCAGGAUGCCAUCUAUUUUGUGAAGUGCACCAGUCCCUCCUGCAGCAAAGCACCCCCACAGCAUGAUGCUGCCACCCCCGUGCUUUACAGUUGGGAUGGUGUUUUUCGACUUGCAAGCAACCCCCUUUUUCCUCCAAACAUAACGAUGGUCAUUAUGGCCAAACAGUUCUAUUUUUGUUUCAUCAGACCAGAGGACAUUUCUCCAAAAAGUACGAUCUUUGUCCCCAUGUGCAGUUGCAAACUGUAGUCUGGCUUUUUUACCGCGGUUUUGGAGCAGUGGCUUCUACCUUGCUGAGCGGCCUUUCAGGUUAUGUCGGUAUAGGACUCGUUUUACUGUGGAUAUAGAUACUUUUGUACCUGUUUCCUCCAGCAUCUUCACAAGGUCCUUUGCUGUUGUUCUGGGAUUGAUUUGCACUUUUCACACCAAAGUACGUUCAUCUCUAGGAGACAGAACGCGUCUCCUUCCUGAGUGGUAUGACAGCUGCGUGGUCCCAUGGUGUUUAUACUUGCGUACUAUUGUUUGUACAGAUGAAUGUGGUACCUUCAGGUGUUUGGAAAUUGCUCCCAAUGAUGAACCAGACUUGUGGAGGUCUACCAUUUUUUUUUUCUGAGUCUUGGCUGAUUUCUUUUGAUUUUCCCAUGAUGUCAAGCAAAGAGGCACUGAGUUUGAAGGUAGGCCUUGAAAUACAUCCACAGGUACACCUCCAAUUGACUCAAAUUAUGUCAAUUAACCUAUCAGAAGCUUCUAAAGCCAUGACGUCGUUUUCUGGAAUUUUCCAAGCUGUUUAAAGGCACAGUCAACUUAGUGUAUGUAAACUUCUGACCCACUGGAAUUGUGAUACAGUGAAUAAUAAGUGAAAUAAUCUACCUGUAAACAAUUGUUGGAAAAAUUACUUGUCAUGCACAAAGUAGAUGUCCUAACCGACUUGCCAAAACUAUAGUUUGUUAACAAGACAUUUGUGGAGUAGUUGAAAAACAAGUUUUAAUGACUCCAACCAAAGUGUAUGUAAACUUCCGACUUCAACUGUAUUUUACAAAUUGUCAAAUCAUUUCAAUGAAUGAAUGAAUCAACACUGUUGGUGGUCCUUAAAGAGGAAUUUCUUUACACAGCUCACUACAGUUACAGACAUGCAAAAUAAACAUCCCUUAUCUGCAACCAUCCUCCCCCAGACAUGCACAAUAACACUAAACAAUAUUGGCAGGGUGGGAAUCAUAAAGAAGCAACCUUUGAAUCAUGCUUUAUGAUAUAAUUUGUAGAGCUGAAAAUAACCUCUUUCUAGCAACAGUAGGGAAAGUACUCUAGUCCAAGGGCACAGGCUGUUGUGCCAACUGAAAGUGGCUUUGGAUAAAAGUGUCUGCUGAAUUAGAGUAUCAUGUUCCAUCUUGAAAAGGAACCGUAAAGUAGAGCAUUUUCAAUUCAAUACGACUUUAUUGAAUUGCAUUGGGGUGCAAAUGACAGUUGAAAACUUGAAUUGUUCACACUAAAUAUCGGAUGAUUAAAUAAUUGAUGAAAAUGUUGAACUAUUUUGAAUAAGGUUAACCAGGAAAAUAAUAUGCAUGUGUUUAAAUGUGUGUGUGUGUGUUUUAGGAGGGGUAUAUCUAGCUAAGCUAUUAGUCCAGUGUUGCCUUUUUGAGAACCUUUCUUCUGUUUGCUUGCCUCUACUCACCCUUCGCUCCUCAGUGAAAAUGGAGGAGUCUGUUUCCUUGGAGAUGGACAAUCAUGUGUUGCUGGACAAGGAGGACGGUUGCUACGACAACACGGAGGCUGCCUUCAGCGACGAUGAGGAGGAGAUUAACAGCAAGGGUGAGGGUAAGGAAGGACACAUUUUAUUACUGCACUCAACCCAUAUACUAAAUACUGUGUUAUAACAAUGUUAACAUUGAACUACACCAGACUCAACACUUAAAUUGGUAAAAUCCAUUUUACACCAAAUGAGCACUAAUACUAUCUAGCCUGGUCCCAGAUCUGUUUGUGCUGUCUUGCCAACUCCUACGGAUGACAAUGACCAUAGGAGUUGGAUAGACAGCCCAACAGAUCUCGGUCCAGGCCUAUCACUAGCGUCCUCUCAUCUCAGAUUAUCACCACAUUAGGUUAGUUUUGCCUUCACUAGAUGAACCCCCCUUUGAACAUAAUCAGCAGCUUAAUACAUUAACAUUACUUUUAACUUAGAUGAAACCAAAUCAGAAACAUGCAUGUGAAAGCAAUUUAGAAACUCAUAAACCAAUUCACAAGACUAGAAACAUAUUAGGGCCUCACUCUCACUCUGCUUCUUACUCAUCCACAUCAAGUCAUUGGCUGACCUCUCAUUUUGGUUAUUACAGGAAAUAAAAAGCGGGAGUUCAGAUUCCACCCAAUCAAAGAGGCCAUUAUUGAGGAGCCCGCUGACAUCACUCCCUACGUGGACCAAUUGGACGACAUGAUGAAGGAGAAGGUCUUGCAGUUACAGAAAGGAAGGUCAGUUGAGUGGAUGUGACUUGACAAUGCCCUCACAUCGUAACAUUAUUUGUCUAACAAACAAGCACACUCAAUUUAAUUAAAUUCAAUUAGCCUUAUUGGCAUAAGACAUUGCCAAAGCAAACAUAUAGGAAUAUAUUACUUUUUAUUCAUAGCAGCUUAACACUCAAUCUUUCACGUUCACUGACAUUCUCAGUCAGAUCCUAAGUCACACAUGCCCAAUUCCAAAUCAAGACCCUGGAGAGCUACUGGGUGUGAAGUAUUUUGUUCCACCCCAGCACUAAUGCACUUUUUUCCAACUAAUCAUGGUCCUCUUCAGUUUGGACCUUGAUUAUUUCAAUCAGGUGGGUUACUGUCGGGCUAGAACAAAGGCUUGCACACCCAGUAGCUUUUCAAGACCAGAGUUGGAGAUCUGUGCUCUUCCCAUUCACAGUGGUAACUUGUAAAUAUGUAUGGAAUGAAGAGGCGUUGACAAUAAUGCCAUUAGCUUCACGCCUCUGCCUAGCUCACUAGUAGGUUGGGUUGUUUCUGCCAUUCUCCAUCCAUUGAUUUGAGUUGAUUUGGAGAGCCACUUUCAUACUUCAUCUCUCAGCCUCCCCCAAUCACUCCCAUUGCUGUCAAUUGUUGUCAUUGCUGAUUGCAGCAACAUUGCUGACUGCAGCACUGGAAAUCUUAUUCGAAAUAGGUUCGUUAAUAAUUAUUUCCUUUCCCAUCUCUCCCUCCAACAGUGACACAGAGACACAUUGUGAAGUCAUGCAGGAGAUAGUGGACCUGAUCUUGGAGGUGAGUGAGCAAAAAUAAUCUGAAAAACAUGGGGUUAAAUACAGAUAUUUAUUGGGGGUCAUCAUACACUGAGUGUACAAAACAUUAUGGACACCUUCCUAAUAUUGAGUUGCACCUCCGCCCUUUUGCCCUCAGAACAGCGUCAAUUCCUCUGGGCAUGGACUCUAAAAGGUUUCGAAAGCGUUCCACAGGGAUGCUGGCCCAUGUUGACUCCAAUGCUUCCCACAUUUGUCAAGUUGUCUGGAUGUCCUUUUGGUGGUGGACCAUUCUUGAUACACACGGGAUACUGUUGGUGUGAAAAACGCAGCAGCGUUGCAGUUCUUGACACAAACCGGUGCGCCUGGCACCUACUACCAUACCAGGUUCAAAGGCACUUAAAUAUUUUGUCUUGCCCAUUCACCUUCUGAAUGGCACACAUACACAAUCUAUGUCUCAAUUGUCUCAAGGCUUAAAAAUCCUACCCUUCAUCUACACCGACUGCAGUGGAUUUAAUAAGUGACAUCAAUAAGAGAUCAUAGCUUUCACCUGGUCAGUCUGUCAUGGAGAGAAGGUGUCCUUAAUGUUUUGUAUACUCAGUGUAUAUCUUGUGGGGGGAAAUGGGAAUUCUCUGUGGUUUAUUGAUGUUCCCGCUCUCUCUCUCGCCCUCUAUCUCUCUCAGGAGGACUUUGACUCAGAGCAAAUGUCCACUCUGGCCUCCUGUCUGGCCGAGCUCUUCAAGGGCCACUUCAGAGGAGAUGUGCUGCCCGACGAGAUCACAGAAGAGUACGUGUGUGUGCGCCUUCUGCCGUGCGUUUGUGUAAACAUGCGAGCAAAUAAGUUCUUAGAAUAUUAACUUUGUGUGUGUUCCCAGGUCGCUGGAGGAGUCUGUGUGUAAGCCUGUGUGCCUGGUGUUCAGGAACCUGUGUCAGAUGCAGGAGGACAACAGUGGCUUUUCAGUGCUGCUGGAGAUGCUGGCGGAGCUCUACCAGAAACAGCCCAAGAUCGGCUACCACCUGCUCUACUACCUCAAGGCCAGGUGAGGGCACUGGGGCCACCACACUGCUUAGCUUUAGCAUUAUUAGCUUUAGAAAUUAAUUAAUGGGACACAUUUUUGCCCUCUAACGGCUCUGGUGGUUUAACAUCAAAUGAUCUAAUGUUCUUGCAUUAUUGUUGCAUCAUAGCUGUAACCUAGUUCUAACAUUCUUGUAACAUCGUCUCCCACCACAGUAAAGCGGCGAUGGGGAAGAUGAGUCUGUACGAGUCUUUUGCCCAGGCCACGGCGCUGGGAGACCUGCACACCUGUCUGAUGAUGGAUAUGAAGGCCUGCCAGGAGGACGACAUCAGGCUGCUCUGCUAUCUCACACCAUCCAUCUACACUGAGGUACACACAAACACAUACACACAAACACCAUCAACAUUGCCUUCAGAAAGUAUUCAAACCCCUUGACUUUUCCCAAAUUUUGUUGUGUUACAGACUGAAUUUAAAAUGGGUUAAAUUGAGAUUUUGAGUCACUGAUUUACAUUACAUUUACAUUUACGUCAUUUAGCAGACACUCUUAUCCAGAGCGACUGAUCUACUCACAAUGCCCCGUAAUGUCAAAGUGGAAUUAUGUUUUUAGAAAUGUUUACAAAUGAAGAGCUGAAAUGUCUUGAGUCAAUAAGUAUUCAACCCUUUUGUUAUGGCAAGCCUAAAUAAGUUCAGAAUGUGCUUAACAAGUCACAUAAUAAGGUGCAUGGACUCACUCUGUGUGCAGUAAUAGUCUAUAUCAUUAUUAUCUGUAAGGUCCUUCAUUCGAGCAGUGAAUGUCAAACACAGAUUCAACCACACAGAACAGGGAGGUUUUCCAAUUGUUCGCAAGAAAGGCACCUAUUGGUAGAUGGGUAAAAAAAAACAGACAUUGAAUAUCCCUUUGAGCAUGGUGCAGUUAUUCAUUACACUUUGGAUGGUGUAUUAAUACACCCAGUCACUACAAAGAUACAGGCGCCCUUCCGAACUCAGUUGCCGGAGAGGAAGGAUACCGCUCAGGCAUUUCACAGUGAGGCCAAUGUUGAUGGGAGAAAAGUCAAAAGAAGGACGCCUGUAAAGAAUAAAAAAAUUCCAAAACAUGCUGUUUGCAAUAAGGCACUAAAGUAAUACUGCAAAAAAUGUGGCAAAGAAAUUAACUUUUUCUCCUGAAUACAAAGCGUUAUGUUUGGGGCAAAUCCCACUGAGUACCACUCUUCAUAUUUUCAAGCAUGGUGGUGGGUGCAUCAUGUUAUGGGUAUGCUUGUCAUCGGCAAGGACUAGAGGUUUUUAGGAUAAAAAUAAAUGGAAUAGAGCUAAGCACAGGCAUAAUCCUAGAGAGAAACUUGGUUGAGUCUGCUUUCCAGCAGACACUGGGAGAUAAAUUCACCUUUCAGCAGGACAAUUACCUAAAACACAUGGCCAAAUAUACACUGGAGUUGCUUACCAAGACGGCAUUGCAUGUUCUUGAGUGGAUUAGUUACAGUUUUGACAUAAAUCAGCUUGAAAAUCUAUGGCAAGACUUAAAAAUGGCUGUCUAGCAAUGAUCAACAACCAACUUGACAGAGCUUGAAUAAUUUUAAAAGAAUAAUGGGCAAAUAUUGUACAAUCCAGGUGUGCAAAGAUCUUAGAGACUUACCCAGAAAGACUCACAGCUGUAAAAGCUGCCAAAGGUGAUUCUAACAUGCAUUGACUCAGGGGUUGAAUACUUAUCCAAUCAAGAUAUAUUAGUGUUAGAAUUCUUCUUCCACUUUGACGUUCAAAUAUUUUGUGUAGAUCGUUGACAAAAAUGACAAAUCAAUUUUAAUCCCACUUUGUAACACAACAAAAUGUUAAAGUCAAGGGGUGUGAAUACUUUCUGAAAGUAUUCUGAAAGUAUUCAGACCCCUUCCCUUUUUCCACAUUUUGUUAUAGUUGUUACAGCCUUAUUCUAUAAUGGAUUAAAUAAAGAAAUGUCCUAAUCGAUCUACACACAAUACCCCAUAAGGACAAAGCGAAAAUAGGUUUUUAGAAAUGUUGGCAAUAAAAAACUGAAAUACCUUAUUUACAUAAGUAUUCAGACCCUUUGCUAUAUGAGACUCGAAAUUGAGCUCAGGUGCAUCCUGUUUCUAUUGAUCAUCCUUGAUGUUUCUACAACUUGCUUGGAGUCCACUUGUGGUCAAUUCAAUUGAUUGGACAUGAUUUGGAAAGACACACACCUGUCUAUAUAAGGUCCCACAGUUGACCGUGCAUAUCAGCAAAAACCAAGCCAUGAGGUCGAAGGAAUUGUCUGUAGAGCUCCGAGACAGGAUUGUGUUGAGGCACAGAUCUGGGGAAGGGUACCAAAAAAUGUCUGCAGCAUUGAAGGUCCCCAAAAACACAGAGGCCUCCAUCAUUCUUAAAUUGAAGAUGUUUGGAACCACCAAGACCCUUUCCUAGAGCUUGUCGCCCAGCCAAACUGAGCAAUCAGGGGUGAAGGGCAUUGGUCAGGGAGGUGACCAAGAACCCGAUGGUCACUGACAGAGCUCCAGAGUUCCUCUGUGGAGAUGGGAGGACCUUCCAGAAGGACAACCAUCUCUGCAGCACUCCACCAAUCCAAAAUGGUAGAGUGGCCAGACGGAAGCCACUCCUCAGUAAAAGGCACAUGACAGCCCGCUUGGAGUUUCCCAAAAGGCACCUAAAGGACUCUCAAACCAUGAGAAACAAGAUUCUCUGGUCUGAUGAAACCAAGAUUGAAAUCUUUGGCCUGAAUGCCUAACGUCACGUCUGGAGGAAACCUGGCACCGUCCCUACGGUGAAGCGUGUUGGCAGCAUAAUGCUGUGGGGAUGUUUUUCAGCAGCAGGGACUGGGAGACUAGUCAGGAUCGAGGGAAAGAUUAAAGGAAUAAAGUACAGAGAGAUCCUUGAUGAGAUUCUGCUCCAGAGCGCUCAGGACCUCAGACUGGGGCGAAGGUUCACCUUCCAACAGGACAAUGACCCUAAGCACACAGCCAAGACAACGCAGGAGUGGCUUCGGGACAAGUCUCUGAAUUCCUUGAGUGGCCCAGCCAGAGACCAGACUUGAACCUGAUCGAACAUCUCUGGAGAGACCUGAAAAUAGCUGUGCAGCGACGCUCCCCAUCCAACCUGACAGAGCUUGAGAGGAUCUGCAGAGAAGAAUGGGAGAAACUCUCCAAAUAUAGGUGUGCCAAGCUUGUCGCGUCAUACCAAAGACUCAAAUCUGUAAUCGCUGCCAAAGGUGCUUCAACAAAGUACUGAGUAAAGGGUCUGAAUACCUAUGUAAAUUUAUUAUUUCAGUGUUUUAUUUUUAAUACAUUUGCUAACAUUUCUAAAAACCUGUUUUUGCUUUGCCAUUAUGGGGUAUUGUGUGUAAAUUGAGGGGGAAAAAACUAUUUAAUCCGUUUUAGAAUAAGGCUGUAACGUAACAAAAUGUUUAAAAGGAAAAGGGGUCUGAAUACUUUCCGAAUGCGCUGUAUAUCUUUCCGAAUGCACUGUUGAAUGUUGAGGUCAAGACCAUCUCUUUUACAUCAAAACACACAGAUAUUCACACAACGCACUUUAGCCUACCACUGUUUGACUGCUGAUAUCUCCCUCCUCUCUCUGUAGUUCCCAGAUGAGACAUUGCGCAGCGGCGAGCUACUCAACAUGAUUGUAGCCGUCAUCGAUUCAACACAGGUAAUUCAACCACUCUCACACAAAAAUAUGCAAUACUGCAUAGUAUUUUCUCCUUCAACCCUCCCAUCUCACUCCCUCAAUCUCUCUUAUUUUUCUCUUUCAGCUGCAGGAACUGAUGUGUCACGUGAUGAUUGGCAAUCUGGUGAUGUUCCGCAAGGACUCUGUCCUCAAUAUCCUCAGUGAGUCACGUAUAACGUCAGAUACACACACACACACAGACACUCAAAUACUGACACACACACACACACACACACAUACACACACCCCAAACACACACAGACACUCAAAUACUGACACACACACACACACACAUACACACACCCCAAACACACACAGACACUCAAAUACUGACACAAACACACACACACACACACACACACACACACAGACUGAAAAAAACAGACUCAUUGUGCAAAGUGUAUGCUGAAUGUUAUCAGUCUUCAUAUUGUAUGAACUGUAUGGGCUUGUCUCACUGUAUGACAUAUUGUCUCUGCCCUACAGUCCAGUCUCUGGAUUGGGAGACGUUUGAGCAGUACAGCACCUGGCAGCUCUUCCUGGCCCACAGCAUCCCACUGGAGACCAUUAUCCCCAUCCUGCAGCACCUCAAGUACAAAGGUGAGAUGCAUAUAAAGGCCUAGAUAGACAUAUAGAUGGGCCAAAUUGAAAUGUUUCUAACAGAGGAACUACAAAAGUAAUAUGCAUGACCAUGGUAGCAAUUGAAAGAGAACAUUUUGGAGAUGGGGAAAUUAUCAGACGAUGAUGAGGGUGAGGACACAACAGUUCACCUGAAUCCAAACAUUACAAUGUUGAUUUUAUGUGCAUUUUACAUUUACUGUACUUUUCACAGCAGUUGUCAAUAACAAAAUCUGAAAAUACUCUGGAUACAUUCACUAACAUAAUAAGAAUAUUAAUUGAAAUUUUGGAAUAGGUGAAAGAUAAGAAAAAAACAAUUACGAGGGUUUGAGUGAGAGGUCUAACUGGUGUCUUCAAGUGGCCACACACCUCUCUAAACUGUGCACAGUUCCUACGUAUUUUUAAUGCACUUUUAUGACUCAAGGAAAGAGCCUUCAACUAUAAGGUGUUUUUUGAGCUUUGCCAUUGAGGAACUGAAGCAAGCACCAUUGUAAUUUCUUGUUUGGAACACAGCCCUUCAUCCCCACCAUCACACAUAUACUGUUGUUGUUUACGCAAUCCAAAAAACAUUCCAUUAUUAAUCGCAAUCUGGGUCAGAUGGGCAUCAUUUGGAAGCUUAUUCUAUUGCCAACAUGGAUAUCUAAGUUAUAAAAUACGGUCUUACAGUGUGCAUAGAAUGAAGUCAUGAGUGCAUUGAAGUGUGUGUUCUUCUGCAGAUUUUCUUCACAAUACAACAAACAGGCUCAUUCUGUUCAGGACAACCCCAGUGUAUAACGCAUGUCAUCCUGUGGAUCAAACAUAGCGAUCAUAAACGUUGAUACUGUAAAUGACACAAGUUUUCAAAUAUGGAUAUGUGAAGUGCACUUUUGGACUUACGGGGGCAUAUCCCUCACUCAGACAACAACAGAUGUGCAAAAGUAGCCCAAUUAGUGGAGGGGUGGGGGCAUCUUCUUGUUGCACGCGGUGCUCAAGUUUAUAACGGCUGUCAGUCAAAACCCAUACAGCGCUGUGAAGCGGAGAACCUGAGUUCUGACGUCAUGUAUAGCGUGUUACUGUACAGCCACUGCGUUCCAAUUUAGGCGCUUAUCAAUGACAAGAUCUGCCAUUUUCAACCCGUAUACGGGACGACGGGCUGUGAGUGGAAAGGGUUUAAUGUAGCAUUUUCUAUUAGCUGUCAGCUAUUAACAGAAGCUGGUAGUAGCUUAACUGUUAUCUUAGAAUAUUUGAGCUGGGUAUGCUAUUGACCUUCACUGAAAUUAGUUAAUGGUUCUACACUUUUCUUUCCUGGUAUUACCACUGGCAUAAUAUACUCAUUCUAUGCUCAUGUUGUACCUCUUCCUCUCCAGAACACCCAGAAGCACUCUCCUGUUUGCUGUUGCAAUUACGCAGGGAAAAGUAAGCUAUAUUUAUAGGUACAUCUCUGCAAAUGAAUAAAAACAAGACUACAGUGGCACUGGUACUGAUCCCUGUGGUGCUCCUUCCCCCUUCAGGCCCAGUGGGGAGAUGGUGAAGAUGGUGCUGAGUCGGCCCUGCCACCAGGAGGACCAGUUCACCACCAGUAUCCUGCGCCACUGGGCAGCCAAGCACGACGAUGUCCUGGGGGAACACAUCAAAGCCCUGCUCAUCAAGAACAACAACCUGCCACGCAAACGCCAGAGGUGACUACGAGACCACCGCUUUCCAUUUUUAAAGAGAUCACGUUUUUACCCCAAUCUUAAUAGUUUUCUUUACCUCCAGAGAAGAUAUUUGAUGACAUGUUACAUCAAUCCACUGUUUGGAUAUUGCUGAUGUUGGCAUCCAAUUGGUUUUCAUUGGUUCGCUACGCUUUCUAAAAUGGCUCACACAUGCAGUACUUUAAUUCAACGCUUUCACUCCAGAAGAUCUGGGUUUGACUUAGAAUUUUUCGACGGAACUGUUUCCAACGAUUUGAAGUUGUAGUUUUCAUACUCGUAUUCCAUGCAUUGUUGACUUCACAGCACUUUCUGUAAGUCAAACUGAUCUUCUCUCGAGGUAAGAAAAACUAUUAUGAUUGGUGUAAAAGUCCGGAAAUCUCUUUUAACUGAAGAGACACACAUGGGUUUAAAUGCUUCAGCAUGGUGUUCUAGUGUUUCUGUUAAUUGAUGUUGAGCUUUUGUUGGUUUUGACUGCACUGCAAAUAGCCUGCCUGCUCACCCAUGGUCUUGAUUAUAAGUUGAAUCGGUUGUUUAAAUGCUGGGCUGGAACAAAAGCCUGCACACUGUGUUGGUGACCGUUAGGUUAAAGCCUGGUAACAGUAGUGUUCCUCUUCACUGGAGUAUAAGCAAGGAGUUUUGUUUUAUUGUCUGUGUGUCUCCCAGUCUGCGCAGCUCCAGCAGUAAACUGGCCCAGCUGACCCUGGAACAGAUCCUGGAGCACAUGGACAACCUGAGGCUGAACCUCAGCAACACCAAGAACAGCUGUGAGUCACACACACACACACUGUUUUACUCUUCUAAAACACACACACUCUCCUGCAAAAGCAACAAACUAACACCGCAUUAUACACUUACCUCAGUAUUCCCCAAACACACCUCUAACCCAGUGCAGAGUACCGUACCGUGAACUCUGACCCUUCUCUGUCUGUGUGUCCCCAGUCUUCACACAGACGCCCAUCCUGCAGGCACUGCAGCACGUCCAGGCCAGCUGUGACGAGUCCCACAAGAUGAGGUGAGACCCCAGACUCUCUUCCUGUCCUCAAAGAGGAUCAUUUAAAGAUGACUAUGAAUAACACAUAGUUACUAGGAGUGUCUUAUAGGGGUUUAAGAGUAUGACAGGAUUGUAAAUGUGUCCCUUCUUUCUGUCUUCGCCGCUCAGAUUCAGCGACCUCUUUUCAUUGGCCGAGGAGUAUGAAGAGCCCUCCUCCAAGCCUCCCAAGUCACGGCGCAAGGCCCCCGCUUCCUCCCCACGGUCGCGUAAGGGAGCUGCCACCCCUGUUAGCAACGAGGAAGAGAGCGCGUCCAGCAGUGCCUCGGUAGGUCCUCCUAUAACCACUUCCUGUUAUAUCCUGUUUAGAGACUGCGUUAAGAUGAGCCUCACAUAGUCCCAUACCCUUGUACACUCCAGCACCAGGAUUACAUUUGGUUCUGUUAAUUGCUGAUUAACAGAACUUUAACUGUUUCGGUGUCUCCGUCAGCUGUGUCAUUAUAGUUUCACUACCAAAAUGGUGGGUUUUUUAAGCUCUCCUGGUUUCAGAAGCUAUUUCUGUCUCCACUUGUUCCUCUUACCUCCUUUUAUUUCCGUCUCUACUCCAGGAGGAAGAGGACUCCAAACCCAAAGCUCCCAAGAGGAAGAGGAAAGGCUCAUCUGCGGUGGCCUCGGACAGCGACUGAAAGCCCCACAACCAACCCGCUCCCACCUGCCAUAGUGACAUCCCUGAAGACAGGACCAUCAGCCAACCAGCUUCUCCGAACCACUGAAGAAACCCCGCCCCCAGAGACACUCAACAAGAGGGGGCUCCUCCGCAUGGACUUUAAUGCUACUGGCCGGAGCCAUGGAGACGCUCUUCCUCUCCUCUCACUGGUCAUUGGCUGCUUUGUGUCAGUUGGUCUGGCUGGAUUGGUCAGGGGGGGCAUUCCAAAGUGCUCGAGAAGCGAGGGGAAAUGCCAGUCGCUGUGGCACAGACUGACAGAAGUACUGUUACGAGACUGA